CAUGGAGAGGGGCGGGAACGCGCUUUGAGAUUGCUACCGCUCUCCCUCCUUGCCCAGGGAAGCUGGCGUGUUGUGCGUGCGCACGAGCAACGGCUCUCGCGGUUCGGCACGCGUGCUGGUUCCGGGCAGCGCGUUGGGCGGAGAGGGACGGGGCGGCAUGGCAUGCAAGCUGGAGGCUCACCGCAUCGUCAGCAUCUCGCUGGGCAAGAUGUACAGCUCGCGGGGCCAGCGCGGCGGCGUCAAGUUGCACAAGAACCUGCUGGUGUCGCUCGUCCUGCGCAGCGCCCGCCAGGUGUACCUGAGCGAGCUGGAGGGCGCCCUGGCUACCCCCGCCGCGCUCUUGCCGUCGGAUCCACUCCGGGGUGGAGGAGGAGAAGGAGAAGAGCGCCCGGCGCCGCUGCGCCCUCUCUCCCCUCCGCGGCUCUUUCUGCGACCGCCGCAGGCGUCGCUGCCGCCUUCGGAGACGCGCGUUUCCCCGCUGCCCUGGCCGGAGAGCCCGCGCUUGCCGUGCGGCUGCUGUUGCGCCUCUCCUUGGGCAGGCGGGGCGGGCCAGCGGCCAGCGGCGCCGCCGCCCUCCGCGCCCUUCUGCCCCAGGAAGCGGAGCGCCGGUCUUGCGGCCGACCAGGCGCCGUCGGGGGGCUCGCCGCUGAAGAAGGCUCGCCGCGGCGAAGAGGAGGAGGACGACAUGGAGACCGGCAACGUGGCCAGCCUCAUCAGCAUCUUCGGCUCCGGGUUCUCGGGACUGCUCAGCAAAAAACCCUCCUGCGCUGGGGGCAGGAACGGCAGCCGACAGCGGCGGAGGCGGCAGGAGGUCGCGGAGGAGGCGGAGGCGGAUCCAGAGCCGGGGCAGAACUGCUGCGAUGACUCGAUGCUCCGGAAUCUCAACCCGUGGAGCACGGCCAUCGUGGCUUUCUGAACUUCCCUCGUCUUUGCCCGCUUGCAUAUGUUUGGAAAGUGGGGCGCUGGACGUGGAUCCGGAGCUAGGGGCAAAGAUGGAAGAGGGUUGGUUUCAAGCCGUCCUGGCGGCUCUGGACGGUUAGCGUGGGAAGGAAGCGGGGACGCGCUGCGCGGGGCGCUUUCCGCUGGGACUGGAUCAGAGCACUUAAAGCGUUUCUCCUGACCUCCUGUGGCUGCAGACUUUCAGCCGGCAUGAAAGCGUUUCGGCUUUUUUGUUUUCCACCUCACGCAAGAGCCCUGCUUGGAAUUUCCCUUUUACUUCUCCCUCCUGUCCACUGAAGUUUGUUCUGAAGGUCAUACCCUUGUUCUCAUGCAUUUUUUCCUCCAGCAACCGUUGAAAAGUUUGUUAGACGGUUAAGAUGACAUUUGGGGGUGGAGGAAGGCAUUCCUAAACCAUUAAGCUUGAGUUGAUGAUAUGGUGCUACUUAAGGUGUAUUGACUUGGUUUACAGAUCACUCUUUCUGUGUUCCCUGGGGCUUUGGUUACACCAAGGCCAUAGCUAGACCUAAGGUUUAUCCCUGGAUCGUCCAGGGGUCAAACCUGUUCAUCUAGGUGACACACAGGGGAUCCAGUGCUCAGGCAGGGGCGAACCCUGGAUGAUCCCAGGAUAAACCUUAGGUCUAGCUGUGGCCCAAGUCUCUGUUAUAUAAAGGAUCUUAGGAGGGAGGGUCCUCAUGACAUUCUGUACAGUAUUCCCUUUCUCUGGUUAUUGUGGGUUGUUGUUGUUUUGUAUGGAAAUGUAACAUUGCGUGUGCAACACGUAUUAAAUAU
Messenger RNA from Elgaria multicarinata webbii, 1728 nucleotides. It is a transcript of the gene IER5, whose product is annotated as immediate early response 5. Lineage: Eukaryota; Metazoa; Chordata; Lepidosauria; Squamata; Anguidae. The record is from RefSeq and is a predicted model, not a curated record. The transcript has a single exon. The coding region runs from base 158 to 916 and encodes 252 amino acids.